AUGACCGAAUGCUUGGUGGCCAUCUCUAGCAGGAAUGAGACCCAGAGCAGGGACAGCAAGACAAGGCAGCUGGGCAAGUCAAGAUCUCUUUCCCGCAAUGCCAAGCUGCCCCUCAUAGCUCCAGAGGCGUCAAUGCUCAUCUUGAACCACCCUCCUCUCUCACUCCCUCUCUAUUCUGAGCCACCGAACUUCCUUCUGUGCCUCAAAUUCAGCAACUCUUCACAUGCUGCUCCCCCUGGCUCCUCGCUACAUCCUCCAGGUCUUAGCUGUGAUGUCCCCUCCUCCGGGAAGCCCUCCCUGAUCCUUGGGCUGUGCCAGAUGCCCCCUCUGCAUUAUCCCAGCCCAGGCCCUGCCCACUCUGAGUUGUCACACUCUGGGGACAGGGUGUUUCAGACUCCCUGGGGCUCUCCCAACCCAGCACAGUCUGUGCUUCCCGCCUGUCUGACUCCAGAGCCUUCAUUUAUGACCAGGAUCCACAUCACAGGCGUGAUCUCAGCGCAUUUAAUAUUUAUAGAUUGCUCGAGCCGGGGCGGCAUAGUCUGGCACACUGAAGCUGGGCGCCAGGACCCAUGGAGCCCAAUGACUUAUGGGGACACUGGACAGGAAUCCUGCUCUCAGGUUUCGCUGCAAGGUUUGCCUCCGCCUGGUGGGACAGAGGCAGGACCCUCAGGAAGGAAGCGGAAGGGAAAGGGCGGUGAAGGCUUCCCAUCUCCGGCAGACCAUAAUUGGGCGCCCCCAACACUCCUCUCCCUCCCUGAAUGCCUCCCCUCUCCCCUUCUAGCCUCUCUUUUGACUGCGUGGAUUCCUCCAGCUGCAGCCCAGCCCACGCUCACUGCCAACCCACUCGACACCAGCCAAGAACCACUGGCCAAGCCCACCAUCUCAGUCAGCCCAGCCACUGCCAUAGAGCACAGGGAAAUGGUGACCUUCUCCUGUGACACCAGGGACACCAAUGUUACCAUCCACUGGGUCUUCGAUGGCCUCCCCCUCACGUUCCACAAGCGCAUGCUGCUAUCCACGGACGGCAGGACCCUCAGCAUCCUCACCGUCCAGCGAGAGGACUCCGGGACUUACCAGUGUCAAGUUGAGGGUGCCCUUCAGAUACAGAGCAGCGAUUCUGCCUUCUUGGACGUGAACUAUGGUCCUGACCCCGUGCAGAUCAAGUUGGACCCUGGUGUGUCCAGCGGGGAGGCGGUUGAGGUGGUAGAAGGCUCCACCGUGACCUUCCAGGUGGAAACACAGUCUCACCCAAGCCCUGCCUAUACCUGGUUUCUUCCCAAUAACUCCAUCCUGUCUCACACCAUGGGAACAUUCACCAUCGAUUCCGUGUCCAGAGAAGACGAAGAAAUACUGACCGCACCCCAAGUCAUGGCUCCAAGCGUGAAUCUCGUGGAGAAUGCCAGCUCCGUGGCCCUCACCUGCCAGACCACCUAUGAGGGGGUUGGUGUCCGGUGGUUCCUGAGCGGCCAGCCCCUCCUGCCCAGCGAGCACCUGACACUGUCGGCCGACAACAGCAGCCUGUUCAUCCACGGCCUCCGGCGGGACGACACGGGGCCCUAUGUGUGUGAGGUCUGGAACUGGGGCAGCCGGGCACAGAGCGAUCCCCUCACGCUGACCAUCAACUAUGGCCCCGACCCAGUGAACAUCACCACGGCAUCGGCAUCUGGCAUGGUCAGCACCAUCGAGGCAGAGCUCAACUCCAGCCUGACCCUGCAGUGUUGGGCCGAGUCCUUGCCAGGCGCUGAGUAUGGCUGGACCCUGGAACACUCCACUACGGUGCAGCUAGGGGACCAGCUGAUCAUCGAGCCUCUGACCUGGGAACACCAGGGGACCUACAACUGCACAGCCUCCAACGCGGUGACUGGCCUGGCCCGUUCCGCCUCUGUCCAGGUCAAAGUGGUGGGUCCCCAGUCCUUCUCCCUGUCCGCAGCUGUUAUUGUCACCGGGAUCCUGGCUGUCACUGCCCUGGCCGCAGGACUGGGCUGUUUUCUCUGCGUUGGAAAUACCAAACGGUCCUCAAAAAGAAAACCAGAGGACCCCAUUCACAAGGUCACCCAAACCACCUCUGAAGAGGAGCAACCUACAAAGCCCAGUGCCAGUAAGUAACUCUGUAGCUGAUGCCUGGGGCAGGAGGGAGGGCCGAGAAGAGGCUGGCUCUGGGAGCCUAGGCUCCCCCUCCCAGCUUUGUCACCCGGUCCCUAUA
Molecule: messenger RNA, 2203 nt
Organism: Lemur catta (Ring-tailed lemur)
Lineage: Eukaryota; Metazoa; Chordata; Mammalia; Primates; Lemuridae
Gene: CEACAM20
Product: CEA cell adhesion molecule 20
Exons: 12
Coding region: 1-2106 (701 amino acids)
Biological process (GO): heterophilic cell-cell adhesion
Cellular component (GO): cell surface
Source: RefSeq, a predicted model, not a curated record